Messenger RNA from Aphanomyces invadans, 1071 nucleotides. RefSeq lists its product as hypothetical. The record is from RefSeq and is a predicted model, not a curated record. Bases 54 to 905 code for a protein of 283 amino acids. The transcript has 3 exons. Lineage: Eukaryota; Oomycota; Saprolegniomycetes; Saprolegniales; Verrucalvaceae.
CGCAAAACGUUGCGCACGCGGCAGAUCGGCUCCGUGUACCUCUGUCGAGGAAGAUGCUGCACAUGAAGAGUUCCUGCGUCGUCCUGGCCGUCUUUGCAUGUACUAUGGCGUCUGCUGCAAACAGAUUUGACGUGUGCACCAAGGACUGCCUUGGCGGCGGCAUCACACCGUUGACCAACGAACGGGCUCUCCUCCAAGCGCCUUGCUUUGUUGAAGUCUCGUCAAGUCGAGUGGAUUGCUAUUCAUACACAUCCCCCACGAGCGGCAAGUGUCCUUUUGGUGACAACUCCGUCGACUGCGGUCAGGCUCCCACGACGACGACCGCGCCAACCACUACGUCGACCCCAGGUCCCACAACCACGUUGUUCGUCUCAACGCUGCCUCCAACAUCCACAGCCCCCUCGGAUUCGAACGCGACUACAAACAACACGACUCCUCUCGGGCAAAAAGAGGACACGUCUACAAUGGGGAACGCGCCGUACUUCAUCGGAGGCGGUGUCGCGCUCAUUGCGCUGGGCAUCCUCGUCAUCGUGCUCGUGCGCAAGUCGCGACGCACCGACCACGACGACGACGACGACCUUGAUGCACAUGUGCUGCACGUUGAGCAGCGCACGAAGCAAAUCACCAACGAACCCGCAUUUGCUGUCCAACCUUCUGUCGCCUAUCCGUUCACCCCAACGGGCCACCAGAACAUGGACUACCGCACCAAGCAGAACAGUACGUUCCACCAGCAGCGGCCCAUGCCUGGGUCUCCGCACGGCGGUGCUCGCGCUGCCAACAACGAGUCGUUUGUGCGGUCGCGGCUGCCUAGCGGUCUCGUCGAUCCUCCGCUUCGAAUUCUUACCGUGGAUCCUCCACAAGACUACCGAGCGCUUGAAGCCGAACGGGGGUCGGUCACGUUUUAAUUUGAAUUCGAGUGUCGUGAUAGUGCUUCUCUCUCCUUGGCGGUGGACUUUGCAUCACACAGAGAAGGCAGAUAAAGGAGGGGUACCUCCUGCAGUUGAUCAGGUCUGGCCCUUCCAAGCGUCUCGAAUGCAGCGCCGCCGCUUGUACAGCAGGUACCCGCCAGUA